This is a messenger RNA of Mesocricetus auratus (golden hamster), 2502 nucleotides long. It is a transcript of the gene Ca5b, whose product is annotated as carbonic anhydrase 5B. Gene Ontology annotation, molecular function: zinc ion binding; carbonate dehydratase activity. Gene Ontology annotation, cellular component: mitochondrion; cytoplasm. The transcript has 8 exons. The record is from RefSeq and is a predicted model, not a curated record. Bases 187 to 1140 code for a protein of 317 amino acids. NCBI's taxonomy places the organism in Eukaryota, Metazoa, Chordata, Mammalia, Rodentia, Cricetidae.
UGCAGUGCUGGGAGGACUGGGGGCGUGGCACGGCCGCCAGAGGGCGAGGCUUCGAUGGACACUCCCCAGUAGCAGGUCCUGGGAAACUAACUUGCGAGUGGCACUUGUUAAGUGCUGUAGGAGAAUCGUCCAGGUUUUUAGGCUCCCUUGAGGUGUUUGGCCACUGCUGGCAACUCCAAGGUAAAGAUGACGGUAAUGAAUCACCUGAGAGGGAUUCUGCAAGCAUCUCCAUGGACAUUGCUGUGGAGAAGGAUCCAGGUUCCGAGGUCUUUGCCAGUGAGGUCCUGCAGUCUCUACACCUGCACUUACAGAACCCGGAACCGAGCCUUACCUCCACUCUGGGAGAACUUGGACCUUGUUCCUGCGGGUGAUCGGCAGUCACCCAUCAACAUCCGAUGGAGGGACAGUGUUUAUGACCCUGGCUUAAAACCACUCACUAUCUCUUAUGACCCAGCCACCUGCCUCCACAUCUGGAAUAAUGGGUACUCUUUCCUUGUGGAAUUUGAAGAUUCUACAGACAAGUCAGUGAUUGAGGGAGGACCCCUAGAACACAACUACCGACUGAAGCAGUUUCAUUUUCACUGGGGGGCCAUUGAUGCUUGGGGCUCUGAGCACACUGUGGACAACAAAUGCUACCCAGCAGAGCUGCACUUGGUGCAUUGGAAUGCAGUCAAAUUUGAAAGCUUCGAGGAUGCAGCACUGGAAGAAAAUGGGUUGGCUGUGAUAGGUGUAUUUUUAAAGCUAGGUAAACAUCAUAAAGAACUACAGAAAUUGGUGGACAAUUUGCCAUCAAUUAAGCACAAGGACACCCUGGUGGAAUUUGGAUCAUUUGACCCUUCCUGUCUGAUGCCUACUUGCCCAGAUUACUGGACCUACUCUGGGUCUCUCACUACACCGCCCCUCUCAGAGUCUGUUAUCUGGAUCAUCAAGAAGCAGCCAGUAGAGGUUGAUCAUGAUCAGCUUGAGCAGUUUCGGACCCUGCUUGUCACUUGUGAAGGGGAGAAAGAGAAAAGAAUGGUGGACAACUUCCGCCCACUUCAGCCACUGAUGAACCGUACUGUCCGCUCAUCCUUCCGCCAUGAUUAUGUGCUCAAUAUACAAGUGAAGCCCAAGCCAGCAGCCAGCCAGGUCACCCCCUAAGAUGUUCAUAUUUAGGCAGCACAUUGCUUUAAUGCGUAUUUGAUUAAAAUCUUAUCUAGUUUAUUUGAAAAUGCUACAUUUAAUAAUACUUAUAUGUAUACAUUUAUGUUUUUUUCUUUCAUUUUUGUAAUAUUUCAAAAUUCCUAUCCUUAUAAAGCAAAGACUUGGAGACAAAACAAUAAAAACAAAAAACCCAUAACCAUACAACAUCAGGAUACCUUAGAUUACUUUUUCUUGUGACAGGAUUAAGGCAGAGGAGUCUUCAUUAUGCCAAUUGAAAUGGCCUAUUUGGCAUUUUACUGUUAAAUUUCUCUGAUCUCUGUUUCUCAGAAAGUCAGAGAAAGUUUAGUCUCUGCUUGAUAAAAUGGAAAUAUAAUGUAAGUGACUCAUCUUGAUGUUUCUGUUUGGGCCUGAUAUAGGAGCUUAACCCACAACAAGAGGUACUUGUGAAUUUUAUUUAAUGACAUAACCUUUUUUGUUCAAAUUGUUAAAUUGUCUCAUCUUACAGUAUUGGUUCCACUCUUAGUUACUAUAAUUUGGAGCUGCUGAUCUCAAAAUGGCAUUCAAAGGUUAUGUGUGCAUUUAUUAGUUUUCAGAAUAUUUUAUCUGUCUUUUUUUUAAAGAUAAGGCUUCUCUAAGUACCCCUGGCUGUUCCAGAACUCAGUAUGUAGACCAGUCUAGCCUUGAACUCAUAGAGAUCUGUUUGCCUUUGCCUCCCAAGCGCUGGGAUUAAAGACUUGUCCCACCAUGCCUAGCUUUCAUUUGUCUUACCAAAUGCAUUUGCUCUUUGACUGAUAAUAGUAUGUGUCAUUGGAAUACAAGCAGGACAUGCAAGUUAUGAUAUAUUCUCAUAUCUGACAUUGUAUGAGUAUGUGUUCUGUCUUGAGGCAGGCUCUCACUCUGUAGUCAAGGCUAACCUGGAACUCAUAGUAAUCCUGUUGUCUCAAUCUCUCAAGUGCUAGGAUUAUAGGUGUAAGGUACCACACUAUACUAUUAUGUUUGACACAUUUGGCUACCAUUUUUAUUUUUUUGAAACAAGGCCUUGUCAGAAGGAGGGAAACAAGAAGUAUUUGCUAGAUAAGCUCCUAGUCACAAGCUGGCCAGCAGAUCCCUAUGGGGGAAGGGCCCAACAAUGUAGGGAAACCUAGCCCAUUAUGGGGGGGCGCCAUUCCCUAGGCAAGAGGUCUUGGAUUGUAUAAAUGUGGAGAGGAAGCUGAGCAUUAACAAAUGUGCAUGUAUUAUCUCUACUCUUGACUCUGGUAGUGAUGUGACUAGCUCUUUCAAGUUUCUGUCACCUUGACUUCCCCACAAUGAUGGACUGUAACCUGGAAUUGUGAACUAAAAUAGCCCUUUCUCCUCUAA